GCUGUCAGAAACAGGGCUUAAAGCAAAAUCAACAGUCUGCCCUUCACGUCUUGGUGCACUGCAGAGGAGUAACCUGUCAACAUGUGGGCACGUCUGUGGGCCUGAGAGUGUGUUUGUGUGUGCGUGUGUGUGUUGUGGGCCGGGUCAUGAGACUACAGGGGUGUGUGUUCUCCUCGUUCAGUAAAAUCGCAGCUGGAUUUCUCUCUUCAGCAUCCAGCAGGAGGAAACACGUGUGUCUGCUCUCUCAGUCCGCUCACAUCAUGGCAGAGGAGGCGAAGAAACUGGCCGCUUAUGCUGCUGUGGAUAACCACGUUCAGAACAACCAAGUGGUUGGAGUGGGCAGUGGAUCAACCAUCGUCUAUGCUGUGGACAGACUAGCUGAGAGAGUGCGUCAGGAGAAGCUGAACAUCGUGUGUGUGCCCACCUCCUUCCAGGCUCGUCAGCUGAUCCUGCAGCACGGCCUCACACUGUCGGAUCUGGACAGGCACCCAGAGCUGGACGUGGCGAUAGACGGAGCAGACGAGGUGGACGCAGAGCUGACGCUGAUAAAAGGUGGAGGCGGCUGUCUGACUCAGGAGAAGAUCGUAGCCGGCUGUGCUAAACAUUUCGUCGUCAUUGCAGACUACAGGAAGGAUUCCAAGGCUCUGGGCCAGCAGUGGAAGAAGGGAGUUCCCAUCGAGGUGAUCCCCAUGGCGUACGUCCCCGUCUCCAGGGCGAUAGCCAAGCGCUUCGGAGGGGAGGCCAACUUGCGGAUGGCUGUCAGUAAAGCGGGUCCUGUGGUCACUGACAACAGUAACUUCAUCCUGGACUGGAAGUUUGAGCGCGCUGAGAACUGGAAGGAAGUGAACACGGCGAUCAAGAUGAUCCCAGGUGUGGUGGAGACAGGGCUUUUCGUCGGCAUGGCGGAACGAGCGUACUUUGGGAUGGAGGAUGGAACUGUGCAGGUGCGAGACCCUUCAGUCAACUGAGGGGUUAGAUCUCUUUCACUAGUGUCGACCCUCCGCUAGAACGACCUCACUUUACCCACAAGUGCCGUGGUUAUAAUUUAGAGCCGCUCUCAGUGUUUGGACUGAGCUGCUCCUCCUGCAGAACUGGACUAAACUUUCACACACACACACACACACACACACACACACACCUCAGAACACUUGGUCUUUCUCAUCCAGCAAGUGGUGCUUCUGACACUGAGCUUUAAAGUGCCUGGUGAGUCAAAUGAAGUGCUUCUGAUUAUUGAUUAUAUGUUAUUUGUUUGGCCUUCUGUUCUCACUAUUGACUCUUCCUGUAAUUAACGUGUUUGACUGGAUGUCUGCAGAGCUGUGGUGAGUCAUUGCACCUCUGCAAAAUGAAACUACGGUGUGCCUUGAGAUUAUAUUAUAAAUCUUAUUAAAGUAAUUCUGCUCUUAAAGUUACAUUUAAGAGCUUCUAAUCCUACAUCAAACGAUGUGCCAUCUGCUAGCAUGCAGUAGAUGCAUUGUCAUCAGUCAGAAAGCUGAUAUGCCUUAAAGUCUUUUUGUUUAAUUAGAUUAAAAAAAAGAGUAAUAUGAACUCUUACCCACAACAUUGAAAAGUCACACUCUUUCAUUAAAUGAAUUUCAGUAAUUAAUUUGAACCGAAAAAGCUCUAAACAUUCAUGAGCUCUUUGGUAAUGUAGGGACGCCCUGUGGUGCAGCUAUGAAGCUUCCAUUAUUUCAUUAUCGUGUUAGCGACACAAUACAGUGUCACCAAAACACAUUACAACGCAGAGGCAGGUGGAUGCCGCUUGCUUCUAACAGACAUUUCAACACAUGGUUUGGCAGAUGUAACACAGAACGGGUACUCUCUAAGUAGAAGAUGUCAAAGGGCAGGGAACCUCUGCACAGGAAAGGUGAAAAACCACCUACCAAAGGACAACGUGAAUUCACCUCUUUAUUUUCAAGGCAUGCACUUCCUUUUUAACGUCUGGAAUAUGUUUUUCUUAAAAUCAUCUUAGGCAUCCAGCUGUACUCAUCAUCCUCUCUAGGAGUUGUACUUAUUUGAGACUUCUGGACCACUGCAGGUUAAACGGCUGUAAAAUAACAAGCACAUUUUCACCUUAAAACGACACCAUGAUGUGACCUGAUAUUCCUUCUUAAAGGGAUGUUUACCAGAGCUGGUUUCAGAUUCUGCCUCUGUUUAAAUGUGUUUAUUUCACUGGUCAGAGUGGUACGUGCUCAUUAUCUGGAAGUUAUUCUCCUUGGCUGUUGAAACGUGUAAUAGCAACUGCUGCCGUGGACUAAUGGUCUGAUUUCCUGAGUGACGAACGUUUGAGUAAUAGUUGUAGUUCGGUCUGACUUCUAACAGCCGUACAUUUACACUUCAGUCAGCAGAGGUAAAGUCCGCAGCCUCUCUGUUAAACAAACACACGCUGAAUGGCGUGCAUGUACAGUACAUCCCUUCACUCUGUUUGCUCUUCUCGUGCCUGCAUGUCAGUUACGUUACAUUUCUUAUGCCUUACAUCAGCCAUCUGCUCACAGGAGGUCUGGUGCCAUCAACUUAAUGUUAAAUAUAGCUAUAGAGGGACGUGCAACAUGUUGAGCUAAUGAUGAUGGGCAGUUAACAUUGUUAUCAUAGAGCUCAAAUGUAAACCAACGGCAACAAAAUCACAUUUGAUGUGCCUUGGCACGCCAAAGCAAUAGAACAGCCGGUUGUAUUACUUAAUCGCUACAUCUAUUGACGUAGCUGAUCAAGGUGUUGGACUAACGGCCAUCUAGAAUCAAUGCUUCAUUUAGUUGAAAAUAAAAAAUACUUUGAAUUUAUUUCAAAAACACUGCUAUCCGCUUUCCCUCAAAAGAUAUUCAGCGGCUUAUCAUUCCUUUUCUUCAAAAUAAAAUGGUGAAGUUGUCUUUCCAAUGAAAACACUUUACUGUCCAGUACAACCAUGCAUCAUUUGUUUGAAAAUUGUGCCAAUUUGUCAUGUUCAUUUCCAUAUGAUGUAUUUUGAAAUGCAGCUUUUCACUCUGCUUUUGCCUUACACUUUAUUUUUGUAUGUUUAUGUAUAUACUGCUCUGAGAGAUUUAACAUGAUGUAAUCAGGCAAAGCUACGUGUCUUUAUAGAACUAUGCUAUAUGGGGCAUCAAAUGUUACUCUGGUGUAAUUCUACUCGUCAGUGAAAUGGAUGUGAAUGAAUUUGAGGAUACAUUAACUGAACAGAUAAUCUGUGGCCCAGUUUGGCUCCAGGUUGUACACCAUGUUGGAUAUGUUUGCACCAGCAUUUCUCUUAUUCCUUUACCAAUUGACUGUGAUAAUGAUAUGGCUGUGAAUUUAUUUUCUUUGUCAAGCAAUACAGAAACAUAAUAACA
Molecule: messenger RNA, 3317 nt
Organism: Gymnodraco acuticeps
Lineage: Eukaryota; Metazoa; Chordata; Actinopteri; Perciformes; Bathydraconidae
Gene: rpia
Product: ribose 5-phosphate isomerase A (ribose 5-phosphate epimerase)
Exons: 9
Coding region: 147-968 (273 amino acids)
Biological process (GO): pentose-phosphate shunt, non-oxidative branch; D-ribose metabolic process
Cellular component (GO): intracellular membrane-bounded organelle
Molecular function (GO): ribose-5-phosphate isomerase activity
Source: RefSeq, a predicted model, not a curated record